Messenger RNA from Myotis brandtii (Brandt's bat), 982 nucleotides. RefSeq names its product C-X-C chemokine receptor type 2-like. Lineage: Eukaryota; Metazoa; Chordata; Mammalia; Chiroptera; Vespertilionidae. Gene Ontology annotation, biological process: neutrophil chemotaxis; G protein-coupled receptor signaling pathway; immune response. Gene Ontology annotation, cellular component: membrane. The record is from RefSeq and is a predicted model, not a curated record. Gene Ontology annotation, molecular function: C-X-C chemokine receptor activity.
GCCUCUUCUCAUGGACACAGACACUCAACAGGUAUGCUGUGGUUGUCAUCUAUGCUCUGGUCUUUCUGCUGAGCCUGCUGGGAAACUCCCUGGUGAUGCUGGUCAUUUUAUAUAGCUGGGCCACCUGCUCUGUCACUGAUGUCUACCUCCUGAACCUGGCCAUGGCCGACCUGCUCUUUGCUCUGACCUUGCCUAUCUGGGCUGCCGUCAAGGCAAAGGGCUGGAUCUUUGGCACACCCCUGUGCAAGGUGGUCUCACUCUUGAAGGAAGUCAACUUUUACAGUGGAAUUCUACUACUGGCCUGCAUUAGCGUGGAUUGCUACCUGGCUGUUGUUCAUGCCCCACGCACUCUGACUCAGAAGCGGCACUGGGUCAAGUUCAUAUGCUUAGGCAGCUGGGCUCUAUCUCUGAUCCUGUCCCUGCCCAUCUUCGUUUUCCAUAAGGCCUAUCAACCACCUUUAUCCAGCCCAGUCUGCUAUGAAGAUCUUGACAAUUCAACUAAAUGGUGCAUGGUGAUGCGGGCCCUGCCCCAGACCAUUGGCUUCCUUCUGCCACUGCUGGUCAUGCUGUUCUGCUAUGGGCUCACCCUGUGCACACUGUUUCAGGCCCACAUAGCAAAGCACCGGGCCAUGCGGGUCAUCUUUGCUGUCGUGCUUGUCUUCCUGCUCUGCUGGCUGCCCUACAACCUGGUCCUGUUGUCAGACACCCUUCUGAGGAUCGGGAUGAUCAAGGAUAGCUGUGGUCGCCGAAAUGACAUUGGUCGGGCCCUGGAUGCCACCGAGAUUCUGGGCUUCCUUCACAGCUGCCUCAAUCCCCUCAUCUACGCCUUCAUUGGUCAGAAGUUUUGCCAUGGACUCCUCAAGAUCAUGGCCAUCCAUGGCCUGAUCAGCAAGGAAUUCUUGGCCAAGGAGAGCAGGUCUUACUUUGUUGGAUCUUCUUCAAGGAACACUUCUACUAUCCUCUAAGACCCUCGCUGCUGGAG